This is a messenger RNA of Blepharisma stoltei, 627 nucleotides long. Lineage: Eukaryota; Ciliophora; Heterotrichea; Heterotrichida; Blepharismidae. The record is from the annotation of a GenBank genome assembly.
AUGAGAAGUCCCAGGAAAAGAAGCUAUUCAAGAAGUAGUUCUUAUGAAAGGCGGCAUCGACGUUCAUCAAGCCGUGAUCAUUCCUACAGCCGCCACCGUCAUCGCCAUCGCCAUAGUAGAGAUAGAUAUGAUGACUAUGACAGGUCUUAUCAUCGUCGACAUCGCUCUCCUCCACGACACGGAGGAAUUUCCAACCCACCUCCUGGCCAUCCUGAUGCAAAUCCAGGUAACAACAUUUAUAUCUCAAAUCUUGCAUCGGAAACGACAGAAAAUGACCUAAAAGAGCUCUUCUCUAAUCUUGGGACCAUUUUAGACAUGAGAAUUAUCAAAGAUCCUUUUACAAAGGAAUCACGAAGAUUUGGAUUUGUGACCUUUGAAAACAUGGAAGACGCAGAAGAGGCAAUAAAAACUAAAGAUAAAUCAGAAUUGCAAGGAAAGACUAUUAGAGUGGAAAGAGCUCGAAGAAGCAAGCCACAUGUCCCUACUCCUGGUGCUUAUUGUGGGCCUGAAGGCGCUUCGAGUAAAUAUAGAAAUUCUUCAAGCCAUAGAAGCAGGAGAUCACCUUCACCCCUGGCGGAGAGAAAAUCAGCCUCUUCCAGUCGUCCAAUUCCAGAUCAGGCUAAAUAA